GCAUGCGCUCACAGGCUGCCACAACAAUCCAUGUGUUGUCUGGCUAGUGGCUACUGUAACAUGUAGAAAUAGAUAAAUUAUUGUCCUGAAGUUGCAUCAUUUAGAUUAAAACAGGCGACUAUAAUUGUCACUAUCUUAAUGCAGUUACCUGGAUACUUGAAGAUGGAUGGAGGACAAACUUCAAAAGUCAACAUUCAAUUGGAGCGAUUUGUUGUACUUGCCAAAAAGGCUAAAGGUCCUGCUCUAGUUGUCCUCAUAAAACAGCUUUUAGAUGCACCUGGAGUUUACGUAUUUGGGGAAUUCUUGGAUCUCCCUUGUGUGCAAAAGUUAUCUGCAGGCUCCAGUAAAGGCUACUGUGAGCUUUUGAACGUGUUUGCUUAUGGUACCUUCAAAGACUACAAAGAAAAGAAGAAUGAUCUACCACCUUUGACUGAAGUUCAGAAGAACAAACUGAGACACUUGACAAUAGUCAGCUUAGCUGCUAAAAUGAAGUGUAUCCCAUACUCGUUGCUGCUGGCGGAAUUGGAGCUGGCCAGUGUGAGGCAGCUGGAGGACCUGAUCAUCGAGGCGCUGUACGCCGACGUGAUCUGGGGCAAGCUGGACCGGUGCAGGCAGCAGCUGGAGGUGGACUCCUGCCUGGGCCGCGACAUCCAGCCUACGGACCCCGGACGCCUGGUGUCCACCCUGCAGCAGUGGUGUAGCAGCUGUGAGAAGGUCCUGGACGCCAUUGAGCUGCAGCUGGACCGGGUUGGUCAGUUUGUGGACCAACGGACGAUGACACAGCAGCAGGUGGAGGAGGAGGCCAGACGCAUCCAGAAGGUGCUGGCAUCCACCCCUGCUGCUGCAGAAGCUCCCUGAUGCCUGGACAGAGGCCACACAUCUCACCUGCUGCCACCUGCCAGCCAGUCCUAUGCCUCCAACAUCCAAGUGCAAACAUUAGAGGUGAAGUUCAUGGACAUUUUCCGUUAUUUUACAGUCCUGAUCUGUAACUCCUUAAGAGUUCAUGUAAAAGCAGGACCACUCUAAAGUCACUCGUUCCUGUUUGAUUGUGGGCGAGGAACAGCUGUGUUCUUUAUUUCGUUCAGUGAAUGAAAGAGCCAAAGUUCAUACAGCUCUUCUUAUUAAGGAAAAAAAAUAUUAUUUUAUUUUAUUCUUUU
Alosa sapidissima (American shad) is the source of this 1157-nucleotide messenger RNA. Its product is annotated as COP9 signalosome complex subunit 7b-like. Gene Ontology annotation, biological process: COP9 signalosome assembly. The transcript is spliced from 7 exons. The record is from RefSeq and is a predicted model, not a curated record. Gene Ontology annotation, cellular component: COP9 signalosome. Lineage: Eukaryota; Metazoa; Chordata; Actinopteri; Clupeiformes; Clupeidae. Bases 139 to 858 code for a protein of 239 amino acids.